Messenger RNA from Quercus lobata, 3233 nucleotides. Its product is annotated as putative disease resistance protein RGA4. Bases 234 to 2885 code for a protein of 883 amino acids. The transcript has 2 exons. Lineage: Eukaryota; Viridiplantae; Streptophyta; Magnoliopsida; Fagales; Fagaceae. The record is from RefSeq and is a predicted model, not a curated record. Gene Ontology annotation, molecular function: protein binding; ADP binding.
UCCAGUACAACGCUCAGGCACUCUCGAAAUCUUCGCUCCACCCAAACCUCUACUCUUCCCGUAACCAAACACCACCUGAACCCAUCUCCCAGAGUCAAACCCUAGAUCUGAAGCUGUCCGCCUAUAAUAAAGCCUCUCAUCCUGUAAAUCUGACUUUCCACUUCCAACCCAGCAAGAGAGCACUCACAUUUGAUUUACUUCCUUUCCAGUUUCCGUUGCACCAGAUCAAGAACAUGGCUGAAAUUGGCUACGGCAUCGCAGUGAAGGUCCUGGAGCUGCUCGGAUCGGUUAUUUACGAAGAGCUCAGUUCAGCAUGGGGCGUCCGAAGUGAUCUGACAAAGCUUGAGCGCACUGUCAAAGCCAUCAAAGCCGUACUCUUGGAUGCUGAGGAGAAGCAAGCCAGUGACCAUAGGCUGAGCAUUUGGCUAGGGGAGCUUAAAGACGUCCUUCAAGAUGCUGAGAAUGUGCUGGAUGAAUUUCAAUACCGAAUUCUGCAGAAGGAAGUUAUGAAGAGACAGGGGAGCACUAGCAAAAAGGUGAGUAACUUAUUUUCGAGUUCUAAUCCACUUGCAGUCCGUUUUGAAAUGGCACAUAAAAUCAAAAAUAUUAGGAAGAGGGUAGAUGAAAUUGCAGCUGAGAAAGAUAAAUUCAAUCUUGCUCAAGGACUUGUAGAUAGGAAGUUAAAUAUGCAGGAAAUGAGGGACAUGACCCACUCCUUUGUUGAUCCUCGGAAUGUCAUCGGUAGGGAAGAUGCUAAAAAAAAUAUAAUACAUCUUUUGACGGACCUAAAUGAAAAUUCCAGCAGAAAUGUGGAUGUAAUUCCUAUCGUUGGGAUUGGAGGUUUGGGGAAGACUGCAAUUGCCAAGUUGGUGUAUAGCGAUGAACUGGUAGUUGGUCAUUUUCAAUUGAGAAUGUGGGUGUGUGCGACUGAUGAUUUCAAUGUUACAAGGUUGAUAAAACAAAUCCUUAAAUCUGCAAUUCAUAAGAUUGAUGAGAAUUUUGGUGUGGAUGGGUUGCAAAAUAGCUUUAGAGAACUUUUGAGAGAUAAGAAAUUUAUAGAUAAUUUGGCUGUGGAUGAGUUGCAAUUUAGAUUAAGAGAACUUUUAAAAGGUAACAAAUUUCUACUUGUCUUGGAUGACGUUUGGAAUGAGGAUCGUAAUAAAUGGAUGGAAUUGGAAGAUUUGUUACUUGGUGGUUGCAAUGGAAGUAAAAUCAUAGUGACAACACGAAAUAACUCGAUUGCUACUACUAUGGGUACUUCUCCUACAUACCGUUUAGAUGGCCUCUCCCAGGAAGAUUGUUUGUCUUUGUUUGUGAAAUUGGCAUUUAAGGAAGGAGAAGAAAAACAUUAUCCAAACCUCUUAGAAAUUGGAAAAGACAUUGUUAAAAAAUGUAAAGGGGUUCCAUUGGCAGUGAGGACUUUAGCCAGCCUACUUUAUUCAAAAGUUGAUGAAAGGGAGUGGAAAUCUGUGAGAGAUAAUGAGAUAUGGCAUUUAAAACAGAAUGAGGGCGACAUCUUACCUGCAUUGAGGUUGAGUUACAAUCAAUUGCCGUUUCACUUGAAGCAAUGCUUUGCCUACUGCUCUCUUUUCCCAAAGGAUUAUGAAUUCAAAAGUCUUCUUUUGGUUCAAUUUUGGAUGGCACAUGGACUUCUUCAAUCACCUGACAAUGAAAAUCAAGAUUUGGAAGAUAUUGGUAACUUGUAUAUCAAGGAGUUAAUGUCAAGAUCUUUGUUUCAAGAUGUAGAUCAAGACGCUGUGUUACUUUAUACCUUUAAAAUGCACGAUCUUGUCCAUGAUCUUGCACUCUCAAUUGCCAAAGGUGAGUGUUUGGUAGUGACCAAGAAGUCCUCCGUUUCUGCAGGAGUUUGUCAUUUGUCAAUUUUAGAGAAUGGGCAAGAAGUUACAAAACAAUUAGAGAGGUUGAGCAAAGUUCAAACUAUUAUUUUCAAAACAGAGCAACACAUGUCCAUACUUGAAACAUGCAUCUCAAGAUUUAAGUACUUGCGGGUGCUUGAUCUGGAAAAUUCAUCCUUUGAGGUGUUGCCAAAUUCUAUCCGAAGUUUGAAACAUUUGAGAUAUCUCGACCUAUCAGAGAAUCGCAGAAUCAAGCAACUUCCAGAUUCCAUUUGCAAGCUGCACAGUUUGCAAACUUUACUGCUUGGUGAUUGCAGCAAUCUUGAACGGUUGCCCAAAGGUAUAAGGGACAUAAUCAGCCUCAGGUUUUUGGUUGUUACAACAAAGCAUAUCUGCUUGUCGAAGAAGGCAGUGGGUUGCUUGGAUUCUCUUCGAUUUUUGAUGAUAGGUGGAUGUGAGAAUCUAAAAUGUCUGUUUGAAGGGAUGGAGGGGCGCCUCACCAAUCUUCGAACAUUGGUUGUUGGACGUUGUCCAAGUUUGACUUCUUUAUCACUCAGUAUCAAACACCUAACUGCCCUAGAGACCCUGGUGAUUGUUGAAUGUAAAGAGCUUAGUUUGAUGGAGAUGGAGGGAGAAGACAAUCAAGAUCUCAAGUUGAGCCUCCAGAAUUUGAAGAUUGAAGGUUUACCUAAGUUGGAGGUUUUGCCCCAAUGGCUCCAAGGAUCUGCAAACACUUUACAGGUGCUAAGGAUUGAAGAAUGUGAAAAUUUGAAGGCUUUGCCGGAGUGGCUGCCACGUCUGAAAUCACUUCACACACUUCAGAUUGUCGAAUGCCCUAAGUUGUCAUCUCUCCCGGAGGGGAUGGAAGCUCUCGCUGCACUAAGACAAUUGCAGAUUGAAGGUUGUCCUGAUUUGAGUAGAAAAUGCAGAGAAGAAGAUUCGCACAAGAUUGCUCAUGUACCACUGAUUAAACUCGAAGGGACCAGGUUCACAAUAGAAAAGAAGAUGGCGUCAGCGAGUACUUCCUAGAAGAAGAAAAAAGGAAGAUGAGGAGUUCGACAUAAGUCACAUACAAUAGAAUUUGAACAUUGCUCAAUUCAAAGUCACAAGUUCCUUCCAUAAUUCGUAAGCAUUUAUUCAUUGCAAUUUGGAUUACAAGAUGUAAAUAAAUAAAUACUUCUAUUAUUUAAUUUCCUUUUAAGUCAUGUAAAUAAAUAAAUAUUUCUGUUAUUGUAAUUUGAACUAAAUGAUGUAAAUAAAUAAACAUAUUCGUCAUUGUAAUUCAAAGUAAGAGAUGUAAAUAAAUAAAGAAGUGUUGUGUAUACUCCCUUGAGUACAUUCUUGCGUGUAAAGUUGAGAGAUCCAUGGAUUGGUGUG